AGGUGACUGCUUGUGUUUCAGGUUCACCAGGUCCAGAUGGAGGACGUGGUCCGAGGGAUCCAGGCAGACAUGACCAGACUGUCCAAGAGUCACAGCCACACCUCCAACACGGUCAGCAAGCUGCUGGACAAGAGCCGAAAGUUGUCCGUGACCAUGAAGGAGGUCCGCGAGAGGAUGGAGCGUCAAGGUGCCCAGGUGAAGAGGCUGGAGGCAAACCACGCCCACCUGGUCAGCAGGAACAACUUUAAAGUGCUCAUCUUCCAGGAGGAGAAGGAGAUCCCUACCUCCGUUUUCGUGAAGGAACCUCCUCCGUUCCCUCGGGAUGAGAUCCCAGAGGAAGGAGAGCCGUCGGCUCCUGGGGUCAGCGACGUGAAACCGGAGGGCGGCUUCCACACCAUCGACCUGUCUUCUGACGAGGACGUUGGUCUGGAGGCCGACAUGGAUGAAGACGAGCCGUGGCCUCAGGAUCUGGACAGCAUGGACACGUCCACAGCGGAUAAACUGAAGAGGUCCAGCCUGAAGAAGGUGGACUCUCUGAAGAAAGCCUUCUCCAGGCAGAACAUUGAGAAGAAGAUGACCAAGAUCGGGACAAAGAUAGUUUCUGCUGAGCAACGUGAGAAGAUCAAGCAGAGAACGGCCAGCCUGAAGGUGUCUCCUCUGACCUUUGGGAUGAGGAAGGCUCGCAGCAGCUCAGACUCUCAGCCUCCUGAUGGAGCAACCAGGGAGUCCCUCUCUGCUGAGGUGGACCUCCAACUCUCUCCUCCAUCCUCCACCCAGCAGGAGGUCCCCUUCACUGAGGUCCACGCCCAGCUGGCUCCUGCUGACCAUCAGGGAGGACUCCCUGAGGAGGAGGCAAAGAGGGAGGAGCAGGAGGAGGCUGUGGUGGAGAACAUGGAGGAGCUGAAGGUGGAGAAGGAGGAGGAGGUCAGGGAGGAGGUGAAGGAAGGUUUAGUGGUGGUGGAGGCAGACGUGUCGGUGGUCUCUGAGGGACUCAGUGAGGAGUACGCUCUGUCCUCCACCCUCCCUCAUGGGAGAGGAGAAGAUGAGGAGAAGGAGGAGGACGCCUAAAGGAAAGGGGGGGUGAGGAGAAACCAAAUCCAACCUUCAGAGGUUCUUCUAGGAACCAUGAAGACAACUAAAGAUUCUUCUGCUUUUCUCCUUGAACUAGAGUUCUCCUAACGUCUCCUCAGAUAAAACCUCCAGCCUUUCAGAGAUCUGGACCACAGACCAAACAGGAAGAACUUCUUGAGGUGUUCCUUUAGGUCCAUAGGACCUCCACCGCUUCAUAUCUUUGAAACCUUCCUUUGUUUUCUGUUGAGUCUCAGGUCUGGAGGAUCAUCUGGAACCUUAUGGGAACCAAACCAGCCCCCAGGUUCCUUCAAACCUUCUUCUUUCCAUCAUCCAGCUUCAUUCCCACCAGAGAACCAUCAUCCAGGUUCCUCUCUACCAGCAGACCAUGGAUCUCCACCUCCUUCUUGAUGUUUGGAACAUCCUCUGAAGGUCUCUUCUUCUAAUGUCUUUCCUGAAGGUCUUCCUCAGGUUGGUCCACCUUCACCGCAGUCCGGUUAGGUUCCUUCAGUCUUCAGGUUGAUGCUCCUUCCUCAGAUCUCCUCGUUCCAUAAAGUUCCCGUCCAGGACCGUUCCAUUGGUCCUGAUAAUGUUGUAGAGCUUCCCUCCAGGGUUCUUCUGAUGAUCCUCAGGUUCACGCAUACUAAGAAGGGAAUACCCUGCGUGGUCUCCAAAGUUCCUCUGCAGUCCACCCAGGGUGCUCCUACAUUCCAAAGGAGUUCCUCCACAUUCCCAUUCAGGAGUUUUCCAAAAGCUUCUCCUGCUGAGGUUACUCCAAAGGUUUCUGUCUGCUCCUACCUCGGUGCCGCCACCGUUCUCCUCAUGUUCUCCUCAUGUUCUCCUCAUGUUCUCCUCAUGUUCUCCUCAUGUUCUCCUCAUGUUCUCCUCAUGUUCUCCUCAUGUUCAUCAGGAACCCAGAGGGAGCUCCAUCUCUCCCUGAACGUUCUGCCAUAGCCUCUGAACCUCCUUCCUAGAGGUUCUGCUCUGCACCAGUCAUGUAGACUGAAGGCCUGGAGGUUCUCCACACAGUGUGGAGAACGUUGGUGUGGAACCAACUGAAGAUGGUUCAUUUCUCUGGCCAAAGACUGUUUCUUUCUCUGUAUCGUUUCCUGUGUUACUCAAUCACCUCCUGACCAAUAAAAGCUCACCUACAGCU
Messenger RNA from Cyprinodon variegatus (sheepshead minnow), 2224 nucleotides. RefSeq names its product serum deprivation-response protein-like (gene cavin2b). Gene Ontology annotation, molecular function: protein kinase C binding. NCBI's taxonomy places the organism in Eukaryota, Metazoa, Chordata, Actinopteri, Cyprinodontiformes, Cyprinodontidae. The coding region runs from base 37 to 1068 and encodes 343 amino acids. The record is from RefSeq and is a predicted model, not a curated record. Gene Ontology annotation, cellular component: caveola; cytoplasm. The transcript is spliced from 5 exons.